AUGCUCGAGGCUCAUGUGAAGCUCCCAGCGAUUGAUGAUGACCAGGAAGUGUACCUCCUAUUGCUAGAUGACGAAGCUGAAUCAUAUCCGGGCCCUUCAGGUGACUGGAACUUCCUGACCUGCGCCGAGCGGCGAAAAAGAGCGAAGAACAGUUGGCUAAUCGCGGGAGGACAUCUGAGGAUACGGACGCUGGUGAGGGAAAAGAUCCGCCCUCGUUGGUGGUUCGUGGCCCUUGCAGAUUGUUCGGGACAAGGGUUCAGGAAUGUGCAGUACGAGGUACACGCUCAAAACAUCUUGUAUGGCUGGGCAUCUGAGUUCUCCACCGACAGGCGUUAUGCAUUGCAUGCAUUCGUGGCCUUCAGCGUUAUUUUCGCAGCUUUCAUGAUGGUGCAAACACGUGCGAACGUGAUCCUUGCAUCUCGACAACAUGAAGACAGCGCGAGGAGCAAGGCCGCUCACCCUUUCGCUCGCAUUCUCUUGAGUGGGAUCUGUGUGGAGCUGGUGGCGUGCCUUUUCGAGAUUUUUCAUUUAAUGCUGUUUGCGAGCAAUGGACGCGGCAGCCCGAUGCUGCAUGCAUUUUCGCUGCUAGCAACGACUUCUUCAAACUUUAUCCUUGUCUCCCUACUUCUCUUGGUCUCGCAGGGAAAGUGCGUGACCUACAAGAUGAUUCCGAAGGAUGCCUGGAGGAUAUUCACGAUUCUCGGUCCAUUCCUGCUAUCUUGCCUGUUGCUGGAGCUUUGGGGAGAUUUUGCAACUUCACGCACUUACAGCUCUGACUAUGUGUAUACCACCCCUUGCGGCUGUGCGGUGAUUGCCGUUGACCUGGCGCUUCUGGCCUUCUACGGCUUCAACGUUCGCACAACCUUGUCACAGGAGUCUGGGCGUGCAGACAGCUACUUCUACCGCCGUUGGGGAGUCGCUUUCGGUUGCUGGUUCGGAGCUCUGCCCUUCUCUGCAGCACUCUCCAAGAUCCUGCUGGCACCGACAACCAAUGGGUGGAAAACGUUCUGCCCUCGCCCUUACCAAGCGAAAAUAGUGUCACUUGGGUACGUUUGGUACAUUGUCAGCCUGUCAAUCACGAAAGGAAGCAAUGCACUCGUCUAUGGUGCUCUGGUCGUCGCACUUUGGCCUGAAAACCGAAGGACCCAUUUCAAGAUGAUCUCUGCCUCCCCAGAAGAGUUGCUCGAGAACUGUCCAUCACCAGGAGGAAGCGCAAGAGAACACGAGGUUUCCGAGUUCCUACCUGGUGCCAAGCUAUGGCUGAAUGCCAGAGAUCUUCCGAAUCUCCUUUGUCAGAAGUUCGUACAAGAUGACACUUUUCAUCUUUCAAAGUCGCAGUCACGCGUGAGGGCUGCUCCACAGCCUUCUCCGUCCCUCAAAACCAAGGCGAUGCCGAAAAGAUCUGAAAAAGAGAUACAGGAGCAAGCUCGCCAGAUGGCCCAAGACACUUUGAAGAGCCUUCCUGAAGAGGUGCAGGAGAAGCAGCUGCCAGCGCUAAUUGAGAAAUUGGUGAACAAACUGAGGAAAGCCGAGCAGGAAAAGAUGGAUGAAGUAGUGGCAGUUCCGGCACCGCCACCCGUGGCUGAGGUGAAAGAGCCGGAACCUCCUCCACCGACCCCUGCCAUGAAGGCUAUUCCAUUGGUUCCCGGAGUUUUGGGACAAGGCUUGGUGCCGGCCAAAGCAAGCAUGGUCACUAGUGCCAUCGAGUCGCUGCAGGCGCAAGCCGCUAAGCCUGGCGCGGGGACCGCGCACCUUGCGGAGGAAAAGGCUGCGAAGAUGCUCGGUUCAAAGGACAUUCCUGCUGGAAUGUGCAGUGAUGAGCUCGAGAUCAAUGACUACCCGCAAAUUGCGCGACAGAAGAUCACGCAUCGGGAUCCGCUUGUCGCAAUCGAAGAGAUGACUGGUGCGAAAUUACAGGUCAAGGGCCAACACUUCGCUUCAGCAGCACGAAUGCCUGAAGGUGCAAAGAAGCUGUACGUUGAGAUUAUAGGUCCAACACAGGUCUCCGUGGCGAAAGCCAAACAUGAAGUCUACAAGAUGAUGGAGGCUCUUGCAAUCAGAACCCUCAACAUUCCUGGAUUGACGCGUGCAGUGACGGGCACUCCGGGAAGGUACGAUCCGGUCGUCGGCAAGCACUUUCGUCGCCCCCAAAGACGAGAGGACGAGCAGCCGAGCACACCGAAGUUGCUGCGACUGACCUCUGCUUUCCGUUCUCACGGUUCGCGCGCAGAAAAGCGAAGAAGGGGUGGCAGAAGCUGGCUUGCAUGCUGGCCGUGCUUAGACAGCAUGACUCGUGGGAACCAGCGCGAUCGCGACCGUGAGCGAGCGGCCAACCGUAAUGCAGGUGCCAAGACAAAUUCGACUAUCAAGAGCAAAGAAGAUACUGCAGCGAUCAUGCGCGAGAAGCAGCGCCUGGCAGAGGAGAAGAAGGCUUCUGACAGUGCAGGAGGGGGCGGAGGUAAAAGCAAGUCAGCAGAGAAGCCGCGAGCUGCAAGCGCACAAAGUGAGAAGACUUCGCAGCUGACGAUCCAAAACUUGCCGUUUAAGACCUCCGGAGGGGGCUCUGCUCUUGGUUUUGGGCCCAAGCACUGCGUGUUUCAAGGCUUCUCCAAGGACGACAAAAGACUUGCCAACAUGUUUAUGCCGGAGCGAUUCAAAGAAUAUCAUCGCACACUGCGGCAAAAGAGAAGCGAAGAGUUGUCGAUGAAACAGGUCGCUGGCUCUUUUGGAGGAUUGUAUGCUGUGAUUCACCUUCUCCAAUACUUCGAUAUUUGGACGUUGUUGCUGCUCAUGGUCGGCGCAUACUUCAUUUACAGGCAAAUUGUGGACAACUGGAGCAAGGUUUGGCUUGCCUUCAACCAGGACCAAAACUGCACAAUCAGAGGUCAUGAUCAUGCCAGAGUUAUCUCAAGACGUUGA
This is a messenger RNA of Symbiodinium sp. CCMP2592, 2919 nucleotides long. Lineage: Eukaryota; Dinophyceae; Suessiales; Symbiodiniaceae. The record is from the annotation of a GenBank genome assembly.